AUGACAAAGGUGCCGUACGGCAGCGCCACGACAAAAGAAUGCGUGAAGUGUGAGAGAUCGAUAUCUCGCACGAGCUUCUCAAAGCACGGGAAGAAGUGCAAGGGGAUAAAAGCGCGUGAAUCCAGGGUUGAUAUUCGCAAGAGGUCGUGGGUUGAGCACCGCGCCAAGCGCGUCUCCGAGCAGCGUUCUCGCCGCGCUACACAACUAUUCCAGAAACUCGAAGCUGAGUUUGAAGGGAUAUAUAUGGCGGGGUUUAUCGAGAAAGACAAGAUAUGUGAGAACAAGAUGAAGGGAAAGGAGAAGGAUCUGACGGAUGAGCGUCGCUUUCGGGAGGUGUUUGGUUUUGAUUCGGAUAGUGAAGAAGGAUAUAUCACUGGACUUGUACGCUUCUUCAUCACUACGUCCGCCUUCAUGGAAAGUGUCUCUGCAUCCGCUUCGGUUUCCAGCCAAACCGCAGAGAAGAUUCGCGCAGCUGUAGCAAACUACUACGAAGGUUACGAACGUCGAGACGCAGCAGGACCUGACAAGUGGAUGGUACUCACAGACGAUCAAGCCAAGGAUGCGUUUGUCCGUCAGUUUAUGCGCGGACUGCAGAAGCGCAAGAACAGUGAAUUCAAGCAGCGCCAAGCGACACCAAUUUCGUUGAAUAUGCUCCGAGUACUCCACUCCCACUUGGAGAGCGCCCCCGGGUUCACGGAGGCAAGUCGUUUGUGGGUGCCCUACUACAUUUUCUCGACGCAAACGGUGAAGAAGGGCAAACGCGCGAUCGAAAAGCUUCCGCCUUCAAAAGGUCCCAACCUGCAGAUCCAGUGCGCAGUCUCCUCUGCUUACGGCGUAGUAGCGUACCGCAACAAGCGAGGCAGCAUCAAAAUGCAGGACAACGCGGACUUUGUGGAGGAGCUGUACAAGGUGGUGAAGAAGUCGAAGGUGUACGCCACCGAGUACACGAACAAGAACAUUGUUGUCGUGUUCGACAGCGUCCUUUGUGUACACGCGCGCCAGCGCUCUCGUCCAAAGCGGAGACGUCGUCAGCUUCUUUUAGUUCUCGAAGAAGCCUCAAAAGCCGAUCACGAAGACCGAGACGCGCAUGCGCAUUCGCGAGCGCGCCGCCGCGUGAACAUGCCGAAGAUCACGCAGUGCAUGGUGCCGAAGAUGGGGUUGCAUGCUGCGAAGCUCGUCAACGCCGCAAUUUUCUUCGAGGACAUGGUGUACGGCGAGUGGGUGGAUAUGUAA
Molecule: messenger RNA, 1233 nt
Organism: Phytophthora infestans T30-4
Lineage: Eukaryota; Oomycota; Peronosporomycetes; Peronosporales; Peronosporaceae
Exons: 8
Coding region: 1-1233 (410 amino acids)
Source: RefSeq, a predicted model, not a curated record